This is a messenger RNA of Daucus carota subsp. sativus, 642 nucleotides long. RefSeq lists its product as uncharacterized. The record is from RefSeq and is a predicted model, not a curated record. Bases 1 to 642 code for a protein of 213 amino acids. The transcript is spliced from 4 exons. NCBI's taxonomy places the organism in Eukaryota, Viridiplantae, Streptophyta, Magnoliopsida, Apiales, Apiaceae.
AUGGGUGGCAUUAUGUGCAUCAGCUUAGUCAUGCUGGUUCCUCCUCAUCGUUACAUGGAGAAGAUAUGCAAGAGGAUGCCAUUAAAGGUUAAAUAUGUCACCAAUGAUGGUGAUGAGUUUCUGGGUUACUACGAUAGGAUACAGGGUCGAUUCACUGGUUUGAAGCUCAUAUGUGAUCAUUUAGGCAUCGAGAAUUUGAAUGCGUUUACAACGCUUGUUUUCUGCUAUGAUUGGACUAAGAGGUUUCAUGUGUCAUUCAUUGAUGGGUACAACAUGGAGAUUAAUCUGAAUAUGAAUCUGAGAGGAGAUGCUUUGCCGGAAUCUAUUAGGGUUCCUUCAUUCUUCGUGAUCGAAGUGAAGCCUUUUCACAUGCUACCGUAUUGCUAUGGAGUGGACAUUCCUGUUGAAUUUAAGAGAGUAACUGAGAUGUGGGGACGAAAUGUUGAAAUUAGAGUCUAUAAAGGGGACAUCAGCUGGACACUGUCAGUUCAUAAGCGUGCUGAUUGGAAGUGCACUUGUAUUCUCAAUGGAUGGACAACAUUUCGUGACGAUGUGCAAUUGGGUAUCGGUGACAAACUUUAUUUUCAGUGGAAAGAUGAGUCCUACAAAUUUACUUUUGAGGUAGUUAAGGCUGGUAACUGA